Messenger RNA from Sardina pilchardus (European sardine), 6355 nucleotides. Its product is annotated as nucleus accumbens-associated protein 2. Bases 242 to 2059 code for a protein of 605 amino acids. Gene Ontology annotation, biological process: regulation of transcription by RNA polymerase II. Gene Ontology annotation, molecular function: protein binding; RNA polymerase II cis-regulatory region sequence-specific DNA binding; DNA-binding transcription factor activity, RNA polymerase II-specific. The transcript is spliced from 6 exons. NCBI's taxonomy places the organism in Eukaryota, Metazoa, Chordata, Actinopteri, Clupeiformes, Clupeidae. The record is from RefSeq and is a predicted model, not a curated record.
GGGGAGAGAGAGAGAGAGUGAGAGAGCAAGAGAGAGAGAGAUGGGGGCAGAAAGCUAGGGAAAGAGCUAUCAAACGAGGUGAAGCUGGGGCCUGGCCGGGCAAAUAAGGACCCCGCAAACUUUGCAUCGGAAGAAAUAACACAGUACAGAGCAGUGGAAGAAUUUUAUGGCGGAGAGACACAACGGAUGAGUGUUGUCGUGCCGUGUGUGUCUCCAGGUCUCCGGUGAGGUUGGUGCCACCAUGUCUCAGCUGCUCCACGUGGAGAUCCCCAACUUCGGCAGCACGGUGCUGGGCUCGCUGAACGAGCAGCGGCUGCUGGGUCAGUACUGCGACGUGUCCAUCAUGGUGAAGGGCCAGGCCUUUAAGGCCCACCGCGCCGUGCUGGCCGCCAGCAGCCUCUACUUCCGCGACCUGUUCGGCGGCAGCUCCAAGACGCAGUUCGAGCUGCCCUCGUCCGUCACGCCGUCCUGCUUCCAGCAGAUCCUGUCCUUCUGCUACACGGGCAAGCUGACCAUGGCGGCCAGCGAGCAGCUGGUGGUGAUGUACACGGCCGGCUACCUGCAGAUCCAGCACAUCGUGGAGCGCGGCAUGGACCUGAUGUUCAAGGCCAACUCUCCGCACUGCGACUCCCAGACGGCCGCCAUGGAGGAGCAGGGCUCCGAGCCGCAGAGUCCCAGCAACCACGGUAACAGCGCCGGCAACCACGGCAACGCUGCCAUGGCCUCGGCCGCCGCCUCCCUGCUGGCCUUCCCCGGCUGGUCCCCCGCGCUGCCCCCCCCCACACGCCGCAUCAAGCUGGAGGGGGGCGGAGAGAGCGCGCCACUCAACCUGCAGACGCUGGGGGGGGGCAAGCGUGGAUCUGGGGAGAGCAGCGGGGGGUCGGGGGGGAGCAGUCGGGGGUCAGGAGGAGGAGGAGGAGGAGGGGGGGCCCUGCGGGGCAGCUCACUCUUCUACGCCGCCGGGGGGGGCACCCCCAUCUUCCCCGGGGUGCAGGGCUACCCGCUGGUGCCCGGCGAGCGCUCCAGUCCGGGCGCGUCCAGCCUGCCCACCACCGACAGCCCCACGUCCUAUCAGAACGAGGACGAGGAGUUUGAGGAGGAGCCGUACGACGGCAUCACGGAGGAGGCCUACAGCCAGCUGUACGGGCGCACGGCCAACCCCUACGGAAUGCAGGACAAGCCUGAGAUGGCGUCCAUGCCCAUCUCGCUGGAGAGCCGUAACUGCGUGCUGCUGAGGAGGGACCUGGUGGCGCUGCCCGCCAGCCUCAUCAGCCAGAUCGGGUACCGCUGCCACCCCAAGCUCUACACCGAGGGGGACCCCGGGGAGAAGCUGGAGCUGGUGGCAGGUUCGGGGGUGUUCAUGACGCGCGGUCAGCUGAUGAACUGCCACCUGUGCGCUGGCAUCAAGCACAAAGUGCUGCUGCGACGGCUGCUCGCCACCUUCUUCGACAGGAACACGCUGGCCAACAGCUGUGGGACGGGGAUCCGCUCGUCCACCAGUGACCCCAGCAGGAAGCCGCUGGACAGCCGAGUCCUCAACGCCGUCAAACUGUACUGUCAGAACUUCGCCCCUAACUUCAAGGAGAGUGAGAUGAACGUGAUUGCGGCGGACAUGUGCACUAACGCGCGGCGCGUGCGUAAGCGCUGGCUGCCCAAGAUCAAGUCCAUGCUGCCGGACGGGAUGGAGGUGUACCGCAGCGGAGGGGGCGUGGCCGUCGCCGCGGCAACAGGACUGGGCCUGGGGCCCUCGGUGGGCGGAGCCUUGACGCUGCCGUUCGAGGCGGAACUCAAGGCGCUCUACGAGGGCCGCAAGGACCCCCUGCGGACUCACCUCCAGCUGGACGAGGGCAGCCCGGGCCCCAGCCCCCCCGCCGACCCCCCCGAGGAGCUGGUGGUGCAGGGGGUGGAGGAGGAGGAGGAGCAGGAGGAGGAGCAGGAGCGGGAGGAGGAGCGCUCAGGAGGAGGGGUGGAGGUGGCGCUGGGGGUCAUGCCAGGGGGGGAGGUGGACGGACAGAGUGGCGCGGAGUUCCCCGACGGCCUGAGGAUUAACGGGCAGUAACGUCCAUCUUCCUCCUCCUCCUCCUCCUCAUCCUCCUUAUCCUCCUCCUCCUCUUCCUCCUCCUCUUCCUCCUCUCUCUCCCUCUCUCCGUUCAGCUUCACACUCUUCUCCUCCUGCGUGACAUCAAGCCACCGCUGCUCUCCAGGGGAACCUCCCCGCGCCAGAACACACACACACACACACACACACACACACACACACACACACACACACACACACACACAGCCUUACAGAGAACAAACACACACAACACACACUGCAGUGCAGAGGUAGCUCUUUAUGAGACAAGUGAGUGGUACCUUCACUCUGAACAAACAUAGGCAAGGCUUAGCUCACACACACACACACACACACACACACACACACAAUGCUGCAUGCCAUAUACAACACAAACAUAAACCCAACGCCACAUGCCAUCAUAACACACACACACACACACACACACACACACACACACACACACACACACACAUAGAUAGACACUGACUCUUGAGCAACUCUAGCCCAGGUCUGGCACUAAUUCACAUUUCCAGAUUUGCUGUUUCCAGGGAACUGAUACCCGAGUUGCACAUCGACUCAGCAAACGUGCACUGACAGGGUACGCUGCAACACACUGCUGCGUGUGUGUGUGUGUGUGUGUGUGUGUGUGUGUGUGUGUUAGUAGUCGACACAAAGUAGCCAGUUCUAUCUGUGGCAGGGCUCGUAGUAAGGUCCGCACACAUUUGGUAUGCGAUGAAAUCGUAGUCGAAUAAUACAUUGUAAUACUGAUACAAUAAUAACGUUUUAAUGGAAACACAUUUUAUACAAGUGAAUCCGUCUUUCUAGGAACACGACUUGGAAAGAGGGAGAUGUUCUCAGAAUAACUCAAAGUGGCCUUGAUUUUGAAACACAGUUUACUACUAAGUAUGUAAUAAACUACAUUUAGUAUAUUUAGAGUUAGCAUUGUAUUAGCCAGUAGCCAAGCACUUCAAACAAGUGGAGAACUAAUCUAAAUUGGAGACGACUAGCUGGAGUGUGAAUGUGCAGCGCAAACGAGGUGAAGUUGAUGAGACCCCUCUGUGUGUGUGUGUGUGUGUGUGUGUAGAGUGGAGGAGCGCAUACGAGGUGCAGUUGAUGAGACCCCUCUGUGUGUGUGUGUGUGUGUGUGUGUGUGUGUGUGUGUCUGUGUGGAGUGGAGGAGUGUCGGCUGACUGUCACAGCAUCUAUAAACCCUCACUGUGCCAGAGUCAAUGAAUCAAGGCCAUGCCUGCGUCUGUUUAGAUGUCAAAACACACAAACACAUAAACCACACGUGUAAACACACAUACUGCUACAUACACACACAUACUGCUUGCUGAUCCACACACACACACACACACACAAACAUGCACACCUAAACAACACGUGCACACAUCCCAUACACACCGCUUGCUGAUUCUCACACUCUCUCUCUCUCUCUCACACACACAUACACACACACACACACACACACACACACACACACACACAUGCACACAGACACACACUUAAAGCAAUAGUUCGGAAUUUUGGACAUAGGACCUCAUUUCCAACUCAGUCUGGGUGAUAUAGGUCGGUGAAGACCAUUUUCAGUGAAUUUCUGCCCUUCCUAUGAGUUGCAGCGUUCAUCUCGUGCUAAUCUGGUGCCAAGAUAACGCAAGUCAAAGGUAACAUCCAGCCUGCCACUGAAAACACUCCACAGAACACCCGAAACAAAUACAUUUUAAUGUCAGACUAUCGAUGCACAUGCCUAGUGUUGAUAGAACCAUGUUAGAAAUAAAACGAACUUUGCAUCGCAUUGCAAUAGCCUACUUUGUUCCCUGUAUGGCAGUGGCGGAUUGAUAUUGAGAAACUAGUCCCUCAAAAUGUAAUAAAUCAUUGAGUUGCAAGGUUAGUUUUAUUUCUAAAAUUAUUCUAUCAACACGGACAUGUAUACCGAUAGUCCGACGAUUUAAUUGACUUGUCUCGGGUGUGCGGUGGAGUGAGUAAGACUGUUGUUGAUGUCAGACUGAUGUUACCGUAGAAAUGUGUUAGCUCAAAACCAGCGUUAGCAAAGGGGGACGCUGCAACUGAAGGAAGGGGCUAAACGCGAUAAAAACGGUCUCCACCGACCUAUAUCACCUCGGUAAAGUUGGAAAUGAGGUCCUAUGUCCAAAAUUCCGAACUAUUCCUUUAACAUGAAACAUGCAGUCACGUCACCCAAGCUGAUUGCUGAAUCACACGCACAUUCACACAGCGCUGUUCACUCCGAGCCCUUGUGAGUCAGGCUCCUGACGCACAGUAACUGGCGGAGAGAACACACACACACACACACACACACACACACACACACACACACACACACACACACACACACACACACACACACACACACACACACACACACACACACACACACACACACACACACACACACACACACACACACACACACACAGUGCCCUGGCUGUAGCGGCACUACGAGUCUCCAGCCCUGCAGCAAGAACAAGCAAAGAAAGCAACCUUCAUAGUCUCAGAAUAUAUCGCCACAAUAUGCACACAAAUGCUUGCAUGCAUAAUGAACAACAAACAAACUGCCUCUAACAGCUCUUUGUGAAGAAAAGCAACUGCUACUGUUGCCUGAGGACGGGCUAGGAGAGAUUCUUUUUACCUUUUGUCCUGAAUCCUGUUCCUGAAGACCCAUUUGUGAUGCUUUGACUCUGGAGGAGAGACCUGUGCGUCUGCUCGAGGGGGAGAUGUGCGAGACCUGUGCGUCUGCUCGAGGGGGAGAUGUGCGAGAUCGAUUUUAUUUUCCAACGCAGGAGGGAUUCCGUGAGCAAUGUGGAGCCUUUGCAUUUUGGCUCUGAUUGAGUAAAUUAUUUAAUGAUGAAACUACUACAGAUGUUGUUUUCUUGUCUGCUGGCUUUCUUGCAUUUGCACUUGAAGAGGACAGAGGGACACAGGCCUGCCGUCGUGGGUUGACUUUUGGAGCUGCCAAGUACAGACUGUUAAAAAGGAAGAGCCCCCCCCCCCUCGCUCUUUUCUACUGUCUGCCUCGUGUGUGUGUUGAAACGAGGUGUCCAGUAGUGGCCAGCUCUCACACACACACAACACACACACACACACACAGCACAGCGAUGAGAGGGGACACCGCCCAGUGACACUACACCUGCUGAGCCCCUCCCCCAAAUGUGUUACCUUUUGCUUUUGCUUUUGUUUUUGUUUUUGUUUGUGUUGUUUUGUUUUGUUUGCAUCUGUUUCUGCAUCUGUUUGGAUCUACUCGACGCUGUGGCCCAUGCAGAGAGGAAAUGGCACACAUGAAUAUGGCUUUUGCUCCCAAGUACACUCAGCAUCCUGCAUAUGUACCGGACGUACAGUAUGCUUUUCAGCCUGGAGCACUGCUCUAAGUAUAUGGUAUAAGUGCGUACUAUAUAGUAUGCUUUUCAGCCUGGAGCACUGCUCUAAGUAUAUGGUAUAAGUGCGUACUAUAUAGUAUGCUUUUCAGCCUGGAGCACUGUUCUAAGUAUAUAGUAUAAGUGCGUACUAUGUAGUAUGCUUUUAAGCCUGGAACACUGCUCUAAGUACAGUAUAUAGUAUAAGUACGUACUAUAUAGUAUGCUUUUAAGCCUGGGGCACUGCUCUCACUACCAGACGAACACGAGACACUCUUACAGCACAUCAAGGGAAAACGGUGCCAGAAGUCAUCGUGUCUGAGAGCAGUGACGAGGCAGUGACACUUCAUGUGUCCCAUUAUGACCUGGCAGUGACGAGGCAGUGACAUCAUCACCUGGCAGUGACGAGGCAGUGACGCUUCAUGUGUCCCAUUAUGACCUGGCAGUGACGCCUCAUGUGUCCAGCAGAGUUAACGACUUCUGUCUCUGAGCAGACUGCCACCAGGUUGACCUCAGAAGCAGCAUGCGUUUGCUGUUUUAUCGUUUCCAAAUUUUAUAGAUCAGUCUAGAGUGUAGGAAUACAUUUCAUACACACACACACACACACACUCACACACUCACAAAAAAGAAACAUUGUACAUGUAUUUGUCAAUACAUUUAUUUUUUUGCCAAACUUGAUCAGAAACAGACAGUCUAUGCAGUUGUUGCCCGUCACAUUUGACCUUUGACCUUUGACCUUUGUUUGAUCCUCUGAUCUGCAUGCGAGCCCCAUUUGGGGCAGUUCUGUUGCCGUGAUUGGCCAGAGCAGCGAUGUGUGUGGGGGCGCUUUCUUCACAUGGAACACAGGGUGUUUUGUUGCACUAGGACUUGAAAACGUUUACAUGGGUGUUUGUGAGAGCUACAAUCAAACACACUGCGAGGGUGCAAA